CGGAGGCGGAGAGCGCGGAGCGGGUUCGGCAGCGCGAUGUCUUUCUGCAGCUUCUUCGGGGGCGAGAUUUUCCAGAACCACUUUGAGCCGGGCAUCUACGUGUGUGCUAAGUGCGGCUAUGAGCUGUUCUCCAGCCGCUCAAAGUACGCGCAUUCGUCCCCAUGGCCAGCGUUCACUGAGCCCAUCCACGCCGACAGUGUAGCCAAGUGUCCAGAACACAGUGGGCUUGGAGUCUUAAAGGUGUCCUGCGGCAAGUGUGGCAAUGGGUUGGGUCACGAGUUCCUCAACGAUGGACCCAAGCCGGGACAGUCCCGCUUCUGAAUAUUUAGCAGCUCGCUGAAGUUCAUCCCUAAAGGCGAAGAAGCUUCUGCCUCCUGGGGGAAGUAAGCGGGCAGCCCACACCCCCCAGGUGGCCACACACCUCGGCCACACUGUAGCCACCUCUCGUUGGAAUUGGAGCCCACUGAGAUUCGGGGAGAGGGCGGGACGGGGCGGGGCGGGGGCUGGGACAGCAGAAGCAAAGCAGGUGUUUCCCGAUGGCUCGCACCCCUCUGCACCGGGAUGGGGCGGAGGGGCCAAGCGGGUGGCUCGUCUUGGCCUGCGAAUCUUGAGGCUGAGACUCUGGGCUUAGCAUAUCUUGAACACUGCACCCCCAGCUUCUCUCCUCAGCCUGGCUGCCUCUCCCUGCCUGUCUGGGUUCACUCCUGCGGGGCACAAUUCCCAGAGGGGCUCCAACAUUCACCAAGGCCCAUUCCCACUCCCCAAGCUGUGCGAGAGACACAGUGCAAGCAGAGGCUGUCCCAGCCAGCUGUUCCAGCCUGGCCACUGCAUGAUUCGCUCUGCUUAAAUGCUUCCAGGCCCACCAGGGCGCUGAUGGUUCGUGACCCACUGGAGGAGCAGGCUGAUACACAGCCCCGACUUGUCUAUGAGAGGUGAACCCCUGAACCUCAGGUCACAGUCUGUGGGGACACAGCUACCUCACCUGGCUUGGGAAGGCAGCUGUCACUCCAUGACCUCCUACCAGCCCCAGGCAGGCUGUGGAGAUCCCAUCCUACAGUCCACGCCUGCAAAGUCUCUCCCCAGGAUGCGGCGCCUGUGCCUUAAUGUGUGCACUCCAGAGCUCUUGCCGUCCAGGCGGUGGGAGAUGCUGGAGACCCCCUACCUUCUGAAUCCUUUCUGGAGCAAGCAGGUGGAAAUCAAUAAACCAAGGACACCCAGGCCCAGUGUCUUUAUUAAUGUCACAGGUGUCAGGAUGCGCACACCAGGCACAGUUAUUUCAUUUGUUCCUCAAGUAUUUAUCGAGCAUCUUGUCCAUGCCAGGUCCUGUGCUCAGUGCUGGGGACACAGCCGUGAGCAGGACAGGCAGGGUCCUGUCCUGGAGGGGCUCGUGUCUCCCCUGGGGAGACAGACAGGUGGCUGGUGUUCUAAAAUGUCAGCAGGUCGCUC
This is a messenger RNA of Trichechus manatus latirostris (Florida manatee), 1446 nucleotides long. RefSeq names its product methionine sulfoxide reductase B1 (gene MSRB1). Gene Ontology annotation, biological process: protein repair. Gene Ontology annotation, molecular function: peptide-methionine (R)-S-oxide reductase activity; L-methionine (R)-S-oxide reductase activity. NCBI's taxonomy places the organism in Eukaryota, Metazoa, Chordata, Mammalia, Sirenia, Trichechidae. Gene Ontology annotation, cellular component: nucleus. The record is from RefSeq and is a predicted model, not a curated record. The transcript has 4 exons.